Molecule: messenger RNA, 1375 nt
Organism: Saccostrea echinata
Lineage: Eukaryota; Metazoa; Mollusca; Bivalvia; Ostreida; Ostreidae
Exons: 7
Coding region: 24-1253 (409 amino acids)
Source: RefSeq, a predicted model, not a curated record
AAACUCUUUGCAAAAACUGUAAAAUGAAAGUGACAAAUGCCGGAGGAAGAGUUUUCACAGAUAUUUCAACGCAGUGUGAAGAUAAUAUUGAAGAUUUCCAGAGAGAGCUACAGCCUUCCUGUAAAGGUGGAGGAAGAUCAGAAAAUAGGGAAGUUAAGACUGAUGAGCAGAGGGAGUUGCACGAAAUAGAAUCAUUAUUUGAUACACUACAAACCUGCUACAAAAAAUUCACUGGAAAAGACAACGUAUUAGAUUCCAAUGCGCAAUUUUACGACAACGUUCACGAUAAUAUAAGGGACGCGCUUUUAAAGAUAUAUGAAAUCAUGGAAUAUGCUGAAAAGGCUAAAAAGCAACAUGCAAAGGACGUGAAAAAGGCUUCUCAAACUGGGAACAAUGGAAGAGUGGAGAAUAUUCAAGGAAGUGCAUAUGAUAGUACAGUAUCUGAUAUGUACGCUAAGUUUGAGCAGCAGAAAAAAGAAAUAUCUGAUGCUACAGCACAGAAUCAAGCACUGAUGUCAACCUUGCAGGAACAUACAAGGCUGCACCGAGAACUCGAACUCAAAGUUACCAAUCUUCAACAAGAAAAAGAAUCUCUGCUUACCAGAUUAAGCACUAUUGCGGGAUCCCGACUAAGAGAUGGGAACCCUUCCAUCACAGACUUAAGUGAUGACAACAGACCACUCAAUGUAGCGGAGAGGUUCUCAGAGCUCUAUGACAACGAAUGGUCAGAUGCCUUCGAGAAAUUGACCGUUGGUAGAAGUGAAGAGGAAACGGUCCAGAUAUUGCUGGACCUUCUACAGAAUAUUUAUACCAGCUGUGAAAUAAUAAGCGAACAACAGCGGCAUCAUUUGGGGCAGUUUGGAAUAUACUUUGACGACGAGGUAGAUCCUACAGAUGUGACUGCUGAACAAGGACAAAAAUCGAAGGAAAUGCAAUUGAUGUGUGGAACCGUCUCUGUUGGUCGAGUUCAAAAGAAAAUCAAAACCGACAAUGAAUUUCAAACCAAAUAUGGCGAAUAUAUUGACAGCUGUGAAAUUUACAUAAAAGCAUCUAUUAACAUUUGUUGGAUGAUGAAAAUGCAAGAAGUACCCAUGUUCUUGGAUUUUACCUGCCAGAGGGAAGGUCCUUUGAAUAAAGAUUUUUACAAGGAGUACACAAAGAGUGGAAAAUUAUGUGAUUACUUGGUAUGGCCUCUUCUCCUUCUUCAUAAAGAUGGACCGGUCAUGCAAAAAGGCAUUGUUCAACCUUUGUAAAUAAUCAAAACAUUAAAAAUUUAAGCAUGUCAGUAGUUAAAUUACACACGAGGGACGCGUUAUUCAGAUAUUACAUAUAAAAGGUCUUUCCGAUAUUGUGAUCAAGGAUCUAAUACGUAAGA